AUGCGUCCAGUCCGGAGUUCCCGUCGUGACUCCAAGCAUAUCCCAUCACUCACUGAGGACAUCAAGCACGCUGUGGCACCGACCAAGGAUGAACCAAUUUCUCCCAGCCGAGAUGAUUCUACAGCUGCGACGACAGCUGAGACUGCUCCGGCUACGAAGAAGGGUCGAUUUCGCAUAUCCGACUGCCAGCUACAACAACUGGAGAUGUUGUUCAAGCAGCAGACUCACCCCAGUCGAGGGCUUAAGCAGGCUCUCGCAGAUGCGAUCGGAAUGGAUUUCAAGUCGGUGACUAUCUGGUUUCAGAACCGGCGUCAGACUUCUCGCAGACGAAGCUCGAAAUUCAUCGAGAUUACCAGCGCCAUCACCCCUCCGCCUGAUUUCGGUCAGGAGAGCAUUCGCGAGGAUACUCUCUCGCAGCCUGCUAAUGCUCUCGUGCUUACCGUGGGGCUUCAGGGCUCUGCGCUCCGAGCUAGACAUGUCGAAUUCUAUACACCGUCAGGCAUCUCCACGGUCACUCCGAAGUUUACGUCUCCCCAGCCCCAGUCAGAGACAGAAAAGCAGAAGCUCUGCAUUGAUCGUCUGUCCUCUCCUGUCGCGUCGCUUCGCACCCUCUCCCCCGUACCUCCGAAUCUGAUCAAGGACGAACCAAGCGAUGAUUUUGACAGCCUCCAGACUUCGCCUCUACCUAUGCGCUCGGCCAAGAGGAGGUGGAGCCUCGACUGGUACUGCGAACAGAAGAUGAAGCGGCGGAGGCUCGAUAAGAUCGAUGUCCAGGAGAGUUUUUCUGAUGCCGACGUGCCUUACGACACGGAAUAUGAUUCGACGGAAGAUGAAGCAGGGGAGGACGUGGAUGAGGACGACAAACUCAUGGUCCCCCGCACUCGCGUUACGCCGCCGGCUCAUUCUGGCGUCACUGACGUGCCUGUGGUACCGGUGGUAACGCGCUCGUCGCGCCCGAGGAUUCCCCCCAGUCUCCAUGGGAUUUUCUCUCCAGAUGUCAUAUUGGGUGCCUCUCUUCUUCUCGAUUUUAAGUAUUCGACCGAGACUUUAGUUGAUUCAGAUUCUAAUAAGUUAUGA
This is a messenger RNA of Fibroporia radiculosa, 1077 nucleotides long. RefSeq lists its product as uncharacterized. NCBI's taxonomy places the organism in Eukaryota, Fungi, Basidiomycota, Agaricomycetes, Polyporales, Fibroporiaceae. Bases 1 to 1077 code for a protein of 358 amino acids. Gene Ontology annotation, molecular function: RNA polymerase II cis-regulatory region sequence-specific DNA binding; DNA-binding transcription factor activity, RNA polymerase II-specific. Gene Ontology annotation, biological process: cell differentiation; regulation of transcription by RNA polymerase II. The record is from RefSeq and is a predicted model, not a curated record. The transcript has 2 exons.